This is a messenger RNA of Condylura cristata (star-nosed mole), 4657 nucleotides long. It is a transcript of the gene TTC39B, whose product is annotated as tetratricopeptide repeat domain 39B. Gene Ontology annotation, biological process: regulation of cholesterol efflux; regulation of cholesterol metabolic process; cholesterol homeostasis. NCBI's taxonomy places the organism in Eukaryota, Metazoa, Chordata, Mammalia, Eulipotyphla, Talpidae. The transcript is spliced from 19 exons. Gene Ontology annotation, molecular function: protein binding. The record is from RefSeq and is a predicted model, not a curated record. Bases 227 to 1984 code for a protein of 585 amino acids.
GCUGUCAGCCGCCUCCUCAGCAACUUCUUUUCUUGUGCUUGAUAAUUGAGUCUCACGGGAGACCAAGAAAUAAAACAGAAAUUGAGCAUUUUUUGUUGACUCUUAAAUUGAGGAUUGUUUCUUCUUUUCUGUUCGCUUUUUAAAAAACCUGGUAGAAGCAUCUUCACAGUGGGGCUAUAGUCAUCCCUCCAAAGUUACAGCUGCUCUAAAUCUGUCUCGAACAGUUAUGGCAACAAGCAGCCAUCAUUUGGCAUCCCGGGAUACAAAACCAGCUUCUGGACAGCAUGGAACAGCUAAUGUGAACAGAUCGCCAUCAAGUAAGGUGGAUCUCAAGAGUGGCCUAGAAGAAUGUGCAGUGGCAUUGAAUUUAUUUCUUAGUAACAAGUUUACAGAUGCCUUAGAACUGCUUCGACCAUGGGCUAAAGAGAGCAUGUACCACGCUUUGGGCUACAGUACCAUUGUGGUGUUGCAGGCUGUCAUGACCUUUGAGCAACAGGACAUCCAAAAUGGCAUUUCUGCAAUGAGGGACGCCUUACAAACCUGCCAAAAAUAUAGAAAAAAAAGCACAGUUGUGGAAACUUUCUCAAGUCUUCUUUCUAGAGGAUCAUUUGAACAGCUGACUGAAGAGGAAAUGCAUGCUGAAAUCUGUUAUGCCGAGUGUCUUCUACAGAAAGCAGCACUCACGUUUGUGCAGGAUGAAAAUAUGAUCAACUUCAUCAAAGGUGGACUCAAAAUAAGAACAAGUUACCAAAUAUAUAAAGAAUGUCUUUCUAUCCUGAAUGUAACUCAGAACAAAAAGGUCGAACAACAGUUUUUCUAUGAAUUUGAAGGGGGUGUCAAGCUUGGAAUAGGGGCCUUUAAUUUGAUGCUGUCUCUUUUACCAGCACGGAUUAUCAGGCUACUAGAAUUUAUAGGAUUUUCUGGAAAUAGGGAACUGGGCCUUCUACAGUUACGGGAAGGUGCAUCAGGAAUGAGCAUGAGGUCUUCACUGUGCUGCUUAACUAUCCUAGCUUUUCAUACCUAUAUCUCCCUAAUACUUGGUACAGGAGAAGUGAAUGUUGUGGAAGCAGAGAGUCUCCUUGCGCCCUUCCUGCAGCAGUUUCCAAAUGGCUCACUUAUGUUGUUUUAUCACGCCCGGAUACAGCUGCUAAAAGGGAAUGUGGAAGAGGCACAAGAGACAUUUCGAAAAUGCAUUUCAGCUCAAGAAGAGUGGAAACAGUUUCACCAUCUCUGUUACUGGGAGCUGAUGUGGAUUCAUGUAUACCAACAAAACUGGAUGGAGGCGUAUUACUAUUCAGACCUGCUUUGUAAAGAAAGUAAAUGGUCUAAGGCAACAUAUGUGUUUUUGAAAGCUGCAAUUUUGAGUAUGCUUCCAGAAGAGGAUGUAGAAUCCACUAAAGAGAACAUUAUAACUUUAUUCAGGCAGGUGGAUAGCUUGAAGCAGAGAAUUGCUGGGAAAUCUAUCCCCACUGAGAAGUUUGCUGUGAGGAAGUCUCGUCGUUACUCUGCUUCCUUGCCUGCCCCUGUGAAAUUGGUCUUGCCGGCCCUGGAAAUGAUGUAUGUCUGGAAUGGUUUUCCAAUAGUGAGCAAAAGAAAAGACCUUUCUGAAAAUCUGUUGGUAACUGUUGAAAAGGCUGAGGCAGCUUUACAGAAUGAAAACCUCAGUGACUACUCUGCAGACGACGAGUGCCUGGUGAAGCUGCUGAAAGGAUGCUGUCUGAAGAACUUACAACGGCCUCUGCAAGCAGAACUGUGUUUCAAUCAUGUUAUCCAAAGUGAAAAGCUACUGAAGUACGACCACUACCUAGUGCCAUUCACCCUGUUUGAGUUGGCAUGUUUGUACAAAAGCCAAGGGGAAAUUGACAAGGCCACCAAGGUGCUGGAGACUGCAAGAAACAACUACAAAGAUUACUCCAUGGAGUCUAGACUACACUUCAGAAUUCAGGCAGCUCUUCACCUCUGGAGAAAACCUUCCUCAGAUUGACCAGAAUGUGAAGGACACACCGACAUCUGCUAUAGAUUAGACCUCGUAUUCCAAGUGGAAAAGUGAAUCUUGUGAAUGAGAGGCAAAAAAAUCCCUAAGUUUGUUGUCAAUAUUUUCUAUCAUCUCUGUGGCUUACUGUUGGUCUACAUAAAUGUUUGUCCCUCCUAUGGAAUGAUACUGUCUAGAAAAUUCUUAUAUUUUGCUUCUCCAAAAAGCUGGAGAGUGAAGAAGUCUUUUAAAGGACUGACAGGUACAAUAAAGUCUAAUUAGAUUAUUUAUUUUUUUAUGUGAAAAUUAAUAUUGUUUAAGUAGCAAAUGACUUGUAAGUUAGGCAAUUUUUAGAUUUGUUAAAUUCCAGCAAUACUUUGUUGCCUGGUAUUUAAGUUUCAGAGGAGAAAUAAAAAUCAUCUAAAUUUAAAAUAGCUUCAGAAUAUUGUUAUGACAAUUCCGGGAAAAGAAGGCAAUGGAUGUAGACAGGAACAGGACAAUAUACUGAGUAGGUUGAAGAGACUUGUAUCUAGAAAAGAUAAUGAAAUACUGUAUAUUUUUAUUCUUUAUGUAAGUUCAAAAUGGUGAUAUUUUGAGAGAUUGUCCAGUGUUUGAAUGUAUUUAAAUCUGUUAUAAUAAUUCAAAAAGCUCUGUGUAGCUUAAGGAAAGAAAAAGUCAUAUUUUAUAAAUGAUCCUUAACCUUAGUUAGCAAUGUGAGCUGAAUUAGCCAAGCUCCUCCAUUCUUGAUACACAAAAUAUCAAUCAUUUUUACACUCAUGAUGUUGGAGUGUAAGAUCCAGUUUUCUAGUCUCUCUAGCACUGUGACGGUUCCUUGUAAAAUCUAGACUGUGCUUUGUCCCUGAAUUGGGAAACAGCAUCAAAGGCUGGGAGCAAAGAGCCACUCUGAGCCUGGCUCUGCUGCCGGUAAGCAUUUCACCGGGUCACCUUGAGGGAGCUCUCUGCUCACGGCCUCACCAUGUUCUCUUCAUCUGUGAAAUGGAAGUUGAACAGUUGAUGUUCAAGCUCUCUUUCAGUCUUUUAACUGUGAGUCUAUGCACUAAGUAUUUAUUUUUGGCAAUUAAUGUUAAAAUGUUCAAUCCAAACCAUUCCUGCUUAGAGGGAGCUUUAAUUUACCCUCAUCCCUAUCUGUCCCUGCCCUCCAUCUGUAUGUGUUUAUGUAUGUGUUGAGGCUAAGGACAGAACUGUAUCUAGAGAUAGGAGGAACAGUUUGAGAACUGAUGAAUCAAGGUUUUGCCUUACUUCUAUUUCUAUUGUGAGGAAGAGUAAGUUGUCAUGGAAACUCUUCAGUUUGAAAAAGACAGCUCCAGUUUGGGAGUCUGGUGCUCAUCGCGAUUAGUUAGUGGUUCCCUGAGAUGGAGCAAGUCUUUCACACUUCUUGGGCUUCAGUUUCCCCACUGGGGACAGCAAUAUGGUGCUUGGUGCUUUGAGGUUCAGUUAUAUCAGACAUAGGACAGUCUUUGUAAACGAAAAGGCUCUGUGAGUGAGUUAUUGUAAUAAUUAUGGUUUUAUGCACUGAUCACAUCUACGUGACGGUUUUGGCUGAGCCUCUGGUCUUUGACAUAAAAUGAAAAAGCAAGUAAAUUCAGAUACUUUAACUUUAUUGAUGUGUUUGGCACUGACAGUAGCUCAGAGUAUGAAUUUGUACUCUGUUCUUUAUUUCUACCCACUUGAGCUUGUGCCCAGCAGGAUUUUAGUCCUUUUUUUUAUUGCCGAUUCUUGAACAAUACUGAGUAUGGUACUAAUGCAACUCAAAUCAGAAUACUCUUACCUCUUCAGAUAAUAAGUAGUAGAUCUUAGUAUGUGUUAAUAUGAAUCAAACAAAUUUAGCUAUAGAUGAAAGAGGAAAUUAAAUUAGUCAAAAUUAAUUGUGGAAAAUAUGGUUAAUAUUAUUUUGUAUAUUUAGAAAAAAAUUUACACAGACCUUAGAAAAGUUUAGAUGGCAUUAUUUAAAAAAAAAAAUGAACAUCCAUGUGAACUAGAAAAUGAGCAGUUGAAACUGCAAUCAGAAUGACAAUUCUCUUUCUGGUAUAAAAUGAAAACUUAAGCUAACAAUGUGGGCAUUUGAAAAUUUUAAUUCUGCAUUACCAAGCAAAUAUAAAAUAAAUUCAUAUCUCCUAUUUAAAUUUUUUCUUUGUUAUUCUUUACUCAGUAUUUAUUAAUGCUUCCUAAUCAUUUUAUAGUUACCUGGUAAUAUGGGUAACCUAGUAGAUUUUUACAUGCUGUAAAAUCCCAUAAAAAAAUUGUUUCCUGUCUUGUGUGAGACACUGUGGUGGUAUCAGUUCCUUGUGACAUCAAGUAGCAUUAGAUUUUUUAAAUUACUUUGUGACUCAGGGUGUUCUGUAAAGAAUGAGUACUGAAGAGACAAUGUUUUAUCUAAUGUUCCCAGGGGCAUAUGUGAUGGGGUUUGGCUGCCAGUAAGUCUGUGCAAUUUGUGUAGUUCCUUGUAUAAUUGCCUUUUUUUAAAAAAAAAAAAAAGGAGAAUCAGGGUUCUGAUUGAGUAAAUUCAAUAUUCAAAUAGAGGUUAUACUUUGUAGCAUUGGUGACAAGAAGGAUGAUAUGCAUUUGACAAUUAAUGGGUGACUAACUACAUCAGCUCUUAUAUGUAAAUGCAUUUUUUUUAAGAUUUAUUUAUUCAUACAGAACUGGGGUACAGGCUAGAGAUGU